This is a messenger RNA of Anneissia japonica, 1637 nucleotides long. Its product is annotated as E3 ubiquitin-protein ligase TRIM71-like. Bases 51 to 1637 code for a protein of 528 amino acids. The transcript has 3 exons. The record is from RefSeq and is a predicted model, not a curated record. Lineage: Eukaryota; Metazoa; Echinodermata; Crinoidea; Comatulida; Comatulidae. Gene Ontology annotation, molecular function: zinc ion binding.
CAGUUCUCUACAACAUUUCAGUGUAUGAACUUCAUUUACUGUGUCAAGAAAUGUCCUUCCAGAUGCCCUUAAAUAAAAAAAUUACUAUGCCACCAAAAAUACAAGAGUCACAGAAAAGAUCAGCAACUGAAUUACAACCUGUGACCAACAGAAGACCGCGACUUGAGGAAGCCCCAAUGCAGCCAAAGUUAGACGUCACAGAGCCCUCGACAUCAUGCAAAGUUACAUUUGGAAAAUUUGAUAAAGGUAUGUCUGUAUCCAAGGCAUUACAGUUUAUGGAUAAAAAAGAUCUUGAGUGUGCCAUCUGCCUCAACAGGUUUCACCAACCAAAGACACUGAAUUGCAUGCACACCUAUUGUCUACACUGUAUCCAAAAAUGGGUGGAAACUCAUGGUAAGAUGAAAUGUCCAACUUGUAAACAAGAACAUGAUUUAAUAAAAGAAGACCUAAAAAAGCUGGCUUCAAAUACAAUGAUAAGUCAACUACUAGAGUAUGUCACGAAAACUGAGGAGCGAAAACCAACUAACUGCUCUUUCUGUGACAAUCAACCAGCAUACCACUGCUCAACAUGUCAACUAUAUUUAUGUGGAGGUAAUUGUAUCAAACAACACAAGAUACUACCUUCCACUAAAGAUCAUCCACUUUACACACUAGACAAAAAGGAACAAGAUGGCAGCUCAGACAAACAAACAAAGUGCUCAGCUCACUGCAAUAUAACACUGGCAUUUUACUGCACCACUUGCAACAAAUCAGCAUGUGAGAAAUGUGAACAUAUUCUUCACUGUAAUCAACAACAACACAAAGUGAUUUCAAUGUCGACUGCAGUAGGUGAGUUUAACAAAGAUGCCACUGAUGCUAUCAAGUUAGCAUCUAAAAUUCAAAAUGUAUUAAAACAAAAACUAGAAUUUAUAGCUAAAGAUAGACCAGUAUUUGAUACACAACUAAAUUUAUGCAGAACAGCUAUUGAAAUCCUAGAAAUCAAAAUUAUCAAGAAAGUUCAAGAGAAGAGCCAAGAACUAAUUUCAACCCUUGAGAAUAUAUAUAAAGAAAAGCAGAAAAACAUUGACAGUAAAAUUAAAGAUAUUGAUGCAGAGCUGAAUCAAAUUAAUGAUUUGAUGACCUCUCUCAAUUCGAUUAUGAACAAACCAGAAGAAAGAGAAUCUCUUAGAUCCCAUAAGGCAACUAUUGAUGGUGUCAGAGACAGGAUCUUGGGAACUGAUUUUGAUAAGCUUUUUCAUAUAAGGAAUUUUAGACCAGAUUUGAUCCCAUCUACACACUUGGAUGAGUUGAUGAAUACAGAGGGCAUUGGUAAAAUCACAACUGUUGAAAGCAUGAUGUACACAGUGCAGGGAAAAAAACAUGGAGACAUUAUUCAUAUCUCACAGGAACUUCCAUUUGAAGUAAUAGUAUCAUCAAGUGAGACAGAGAGUGGUGCAUGCAACUUAGCUGCAACUUUAAUAAACACAUCAGGUGAAGAAUUGGCAACUGAGGUACGAUAUCAGGGAAAUGGAAAGUACAAAAUAAAAGGAGAUUGCGAUGUGCUAGGUAAUUGGAGAAUGAAUAUAACUGCUGGUUCUGCACACAUCACUGGAUCUCCAUUUAAUGUAAAAGUCACAGAGUAUGAUGAUCUCUUUUAA